CAAAAAGUUUGCCCCGGAAACCCCGGUCGCCACUUCCCCAGCAAGAGCUUUUGCAGGAACAGGGGGAACUGCGGAGCGCUCGAGGGUGCAAACAUGGAGGCGCCUUGGAUAGGGAACCCCUAUCUGGAAGACCCCUUCCUCCAGGGUUACCUGAGAGCCCAUCUGCCCGCCCAGGUGUUUGCCGAAGUGAACAUUGACCUGGAACAGUUCGGAGCUCGUGUGAAAGAUGAAAUUCACUUUCUGGGCCGUGAGUGUGAGCUAAACCCUCCUAAAUUAUUGCAUUUUGAUGCCUGGGGACGACGUGUGGACCAAGUGACCACUUGCCACGCCUGGAAGAGGCUGAAGGACAUCUCUGCUGAGGAGAGGCUUGUGGCUGAAGGUUAUAAAAGGAGAUAUUUCUGUUGGAGCCGUGUUCAUCAAGCUGCCAAGCUGUAUCUUUUUGCAAUUUCUUCUGCUUGCUACAUGUCCCCUCUAGCCAUGACUGAUGGAGCAGCAAAAGUAAUUGAGUCUUUAGGUAUCCCAAAACCCCUGGAAGAAGCCUAUGCGCGUUUGACAUCAGGUGACCCCAAGACAUUCUGGAUCUCCGGCCAAUGGAUGACUGAACGCAAAGGCGGCUCUGAUGUUGGAGGUGGAACAGAAACUGUUGCACGGGAACUUCCAGAUGGCUCCUACAGCCUGCACGGAUUCAAAUGGUUCACAUCAGCGGCUGAUUCAGACAUGACGCUGACCCUGGCGAGGAUCGUGGGCCCUGAUGGGCAGAUAAAACAGGGCUCCCGAGGCCUCUCGCUCUUCUACCUGAAAAUAUAUGAGGAUGGGAAGCUGAACAGCAUAAAAAUACAACGGCUGAAAGAGAAGCUGGGCACGAGGGCGUUGCCAACGGCAGAGCUGUUGCUGGAUGGAGCUCGAGCACAUCUGAUCUCCAAGGAAGGCCAGGGGAUACCUUACAUCGUCAACAUGAUGAACAUCACUAGGAUCUAUAAUGCUGUGGCUGCAGCAGGAAGUAUGAGAAGAAUGGUCGACCUGGCACGGGAUUACGCCACCAAAAGGGUAGCCUUUGGAAAACCCCUCAAAGAUCACCCUUUGCACAUGCAAACUCUGGCACGAAUGGAGGUGCAAAGCCAAGCAGCGUUCCUGCUGGUGAUGGAGGUGGCGAGACUGCUUGGCCUGGAAGAAACGAAGGUGGCGACGGAGCAAGAGAAGCACCUGCUGAGGCUGCUCACCCCUCUCACUAAACUUUAUACUGCAAAGCAGGCUGUCGCUGUGGCCUCGGAAGGCCUGGAGUGUUUCGGAGGACAGGGUUUCAUGGAAGACACAGGCCUGCCUGUUAUUCUUCGGGAUAGCCAGGUACUAUCAAUCUGGGAGGGAACCACAAACAUCCUGUCCCUGGAUGUUCUGCGCUGCAUUCUCAAGAGCCAAGGAAAAGCACUGGAUGUCUUUUUCUCCACUGCCCAGGCCAAGUUGGAGGCAGCUACCCGGCAGUCUGAACUGCAGGCUUCUGUGCAAAUAAUUCAAAAUAAUCUGCAAAAACUCAAGCAGUUUGUUCGAAGAAUGGACUCGAAGGGAGAAGCUGGCUGGCAGCUGGCAGCGAGAGACUUUGCCUAUAAUCUGGCAUGGAUCUAUGAAGGAGUCCUUCUACUGGAGCAUGCCGCCAGGGCUGGUGCAUCAGCCACAAACAUCUACACUGCUCAGAGGUGGUGCCAGGAGGAUGUCUGCCUUGUGGACAGAGAAGAGAAGGCUGGUUCUUACAAUUCAACAGCAGCUUCCCUGGAUAAAUCUUUGGUUUAUGAUGGGUAUUCUUCUCUGAGAGGAAAACUGUAGCAAUUAACAGCUGAUCACUAAAUAAAAUGAAGGACAGGAAUACCAAAUUGAAUCCAUACGAUUUAACAGUAAAGAUAAUAUCUCUGGCUUUCCACAGCAUUGGAUAAUGCUGUAUAUUCAAAGUGUACUGGCAGAUGCUCAGUAUUAUGGCAUUCGAUUCUCAUUUUUACCAUUUGACUACCUGUAGUGUUCUCUCAAUUAAAAGUGAUUCUUAAUAGACUACGUCCAUCUAUAUAAAUGGGUGUGAAAUUAAAAUUGUUUUCAUAAUUUGUCCAAUAAUGUCAUGAUGGACAUAUCGCUUUAGCUAUCUGACACCCGUGAUAAAUGUCCUUGAAAUAUUGAAUAUGGAUGUUUAAAAGUUUUUUCUUUCUCUUUUAGAUUAUAAAUGCUUUCCUGAUUCAGAACAAUGUGGAUUUACUUUUUCUUUUUCUGUAAUUCUUCCAUUCUGAUUUCUUUUCUUAAAAGAAGAAUUAAACUAGAAUUACACAGAACUUUUCUAAAAUUUUCUUUAUGCAUGAUAGAUUUAAAAAAAAAAAGAAUUUCUAUGCCUCUGCAUACUUUGAAUAAAGAAAUAUCUGGCUCGCUAUAAUUAUUUUCUUAAUAAUUAACAAAAUAUAUUAUCUCUGGUUUACCUCUUUCCAGAACUCUCAAAUUUGCACUUGUGUAUUAUGAAAUUGAUUCAAGAUAUCUUGGGCUAAACAACUAAACCCAAAUAAAUAAAAAAGGUGGAUUAUU
This is a messenger RNA of Ahaetulla prasina, 2553 nucleotides long. RefSeq names its product acyl-CoA dehydrogenase family member 11-like. The transcript is spliced from 14 exons. Bases 94 to 1818 code for a protein of 574 amino acids. The record is from RefSeq and is a predicted model, not a curated record. Lineage: Eukaryota; Metazoa; Chordata; Lepidosauria; Squamata; Colubridae. Gene Ontology annotation, molecular function: oxidoreductase activity, acting on the CH-CH group of donors.